AUGAUUGAAGCGCGUAAAACUCGUAUUCGUUUUAGGGAUUUUGUGGUGAUUCCCUACUUUCUCUUUGGCACCAUUGGGCUCGUUCCCUUUGACCCACAUCCUGGCUAUCGGAUACCAUGGCUGAAGAAUCUGUGGUGGUGGUCUUCAUACGUCAAUCACUUCCUCUGUGUUGUGGGGGAGCUCAUUUACUUCUACGUUGCCUGGGAACCAGGCAAAGAGGAGGUUUUUCUGGAGUUUACAGCCCUGGCUCCGUGUACGAUCUUCUCAACUAUAUCAAUUAUUAAGAUGAAUAUGAUUUGGUGGAAUAGGAAGAGACUCACGUGGAUUGUCAAUGAGUUAGAGAGGAUUUUUCCAAAGAGUGAAGAUGAGCAGAAGGAAUAUGAAAUUAUGGAGACACGUCGGCAGUCAUACCUUAUUAUGAUUUACUUCUCUGCAUCCUACAUGAUCCUUAUUUGGGUCUUUAACCUAAUGCCGCUCAUUAUGUCUUUUAUCGACUAUGCAGACACAGGAGUUUACAACCGGUUGCUGCCCUACUUCAUUUGGUAUCCCUUUGACGCCACGAAGGGGAAUAUGUACAUGAUUAUCUAUGCUCAGCAAAAUUGGGGUGGAUUUGUUGCAAUGAUCGGUAUCCUGGGCACGGAUCUCUUCUUUGGGUGCUUCAUUACGCAACUCUCAAUGCAAUUUAAGACCCUAGCAAAGCAUUUAGCCAUAAUCACAACUCCCAGGAGGGCUAAAAGAUUAAGAAAUGCCCGUCUCAAGGAAGCCAUUGAGCGACAUAUCAUCCUCAUUGAUCUCUGCGCUGAAAUGGAAAGCAUCUACAACUUCUCAAUUCUCUGCAAUUUCGUCCUGAGCUCCCUCAUGAUCUGCCUCGUGGGGUUUCAGGCAACAAACCCAGAUGUUCACUUUGAUAUCUGGUUCAAGUACAUUGUGUUUCUCAUCUGUGCCCUCUGGCAGGUCUUCUGUCUCUGCUACUAUGGGAAUGUUCUUCAGGAGAGCAGUCAAAGUAUUUCCUCGGGAGCUUUUUCAUCUCAGUGGUACAGAGAGGAUGCAAAAUAUCAAAAAUGUAUCCUGUUGAUGAUUAUGCGUGCUCAGAAGCCACUCAGCCUCACAGCCGGGAAAUUCUCCGUUGUCUCCCUUCGGAGCUUCACGGCUAUCCUUAGCACAGCUUUUUCAUACUUUACCCUCCUCCGGUCCGUUUACUAUGACACUGCAGAUCGAUCCUCUUUCUAAAUUUACAUCCUUCCCCCACAUUUAACUACAUUGUGUGUGUGUGUCCUUUAAAAAUAAGGAGCGCAAUGGUGGUGGGAGGGUACACCGCCACCUCAUUGAUUUUCUCCUGCAUCGCGCAAAAAUUUGCAUGUUAAACAUUUCGAAGUCAUUUUCUCCUCAAAGUGCCCCCCUUUGAGAGCCACUUUGCACGCUCCACACACACCCCCAACGUAACCACAAGAGGUUGCGGCGCUUUGUCUGCUAAGGAUUCACCCACCAGGAAGCUAUUUAAGCGCUCACCCACGAAGGGAUCUGCUCAGUUGUCUCGCAGUGCGGUCUGUGGACGCGGAAAAAUUGGAAGAAGAAAAAGUGAAAAGUGAAGAGAAAAAUGCAUAAAAUCCUCAAUUGAGUGUGGUGGAGGAAUUUAUGCAAAUGGAUUAAUCCUUCGGCUCCACCACAAAGGGCCUGCAACGAAUUGUCUUCACGUUUUUUUUUUUUUUUUUGAGGAUUUAUCAGUGAGCUUUUGUGAAGAAAAAAUGAAAAUUGAAUAAAAAUUCGUGAGUGUCGUUAUUCUUUAUAUUUAAAAAUUAAUAAAAGCUUUAAAGCUUUGAAAAUAUUUAAAAAUCCUCUGCAAUUUUUAAUCUUAUGUGGUGUAGUGAAAUCUAAAUUAAUUUUGUGAACGAUAACUUGGAUAAUUUGGACUCAAAGAUGAUUAAAUUAUUAAAAAAAAAUCUUUCUGAAAUAAAUUGUUAAUGUUUUAAUGAAUUUUACAAUUAUAAAUUCUAGUGGAUGGAAACUUCACUUACUAAAAAAGUAUUUUCUUUUAAUAAAAAAAAAUUUCUAGUUUA
Lutzomyia longipalpis is the source of this 2057-nucleotide messenger RNA. Its product is annotated as odorant receptor 85c-like. The transcript has 4 exons. Gene Ontology annotation, molecular function: odorant binding; olfactory receptor activity. The coding region runs from base 1 to 1230 and encodes 409 amino acids. The record is from RefSeq and is a predicted model, not a curated record. NCBI's taxonomy places the organism in Eukaryota, Metazoa, Arthropoda, Insecta, Diptera, Psychodidae. Gene Ontology annotation, biological process: sensory perception of smell; detection of chemical stimulus involved in sensory perception of smell. Gene Ontology annotation, cellular component: plasma membrane.